CUUAAAUCUUAACGUCGACUCCGUCGCUGUUUAGCUUCUACCAGUCAUCCUAUUUGCCCCCGCGAAGCUAACUUCACAUUCCAUUCUUAGGUUAUUCUGGCAUUAACAGACUGGUGGGUUAGCUUUAAGGGGUUCUUGACUUUAUUUUUGUGGUGAAGAGAUGAGUCAGAAAGGUUUGAUUUAUAGCUUUGUUGCGAAAGGAACUGUUGUUUUAGCGGAGCAUACACCUUACUCUGGGAACUUCAGUACCAUUGCUGUCCAAUGCUUACAGAAGCUGCGUUCUAAUAGCAGCAAGUACACCUACUCGUGUGAUGGGCACACCUUUAACUUCCUCAUUGACAUCGGAUUUGUUUUUCUUGUUGUUGCGGAUGAAUCAAUGGGGAGGAGUGUACCUUUUGUUUUUCUUGAGAGAGUAAAAGAUGACUUUAAACAGCGUUAUGGUGCAAGUAUUAGGGGUGAUGGCCCACACCCCCUUGCUGAUGACGAGGACAGUAAUGAUGAGUUAUUUGAAGACCGAUUCAGCAUCGCAUACAAUCUUGACAGAGAAUUCGGGUUUAUAUAUUGCUUCUUUUCUUUGGCAUCUGUUUAAUGAUUUUGUGUCCAAUGUUUGCCAUAUUAUUUUUCCAUCUGCGUAUAAUGUCGUGCUUUGUUUACUAGGCCAAGGCUUAAGGACCACAUGGAAUAUUGUAUGAACCAUCCAGAUGAAAUAAGUAAGCUAUCCAAACUGAAGGCACAAAUUACGGAGGUCAAAGGGAUAAUGAUGGACA
Molecule: messenger RNA, 767 nt
Organism: Ilex paraguariensis (yerba mate)
Lineage: Eukaryota; Viridiplantae; Streptophyta; Magnoliopsida; Aquifoliales; Aquifoliaceae
Source: the annotation of a GenBank genome assembly